ACCGCGCAACCCGUGCCUCUUCUUCUUCUGCGACGUCAGCGCCCAAAGCCUCUUGUUUGUACGAGCAGCUCGACAGCCUCUUGCUCCACCAACCCGCCCGUCCGCCAGCACAAACUUGCCCUCCCCGCUCCGCCAGCCUGCCCGCACAAUCUCCCUUUGGCCCAAGUGCCCCACCUUCGCCCAUAGACACAACUUCUGCAAUCCAACCACCCUCUGCGCGCUCGCCUGUUGCCUACGCCCGACGCGCACAUCCCCCCGCCACGACUGAAGCAGAGCCGCUGGUCAAGCUUGUUGGCACUACAGACGACGCCUCCAGGCUGAUUGGGAGCUUUUCCCGCCGCGCUGCAGCCCGCUAUGUCUCUGUCAAUUGAAGAGCUCGACGCCACAGUGCGCGCCUUCUACGAGGGCCGCGGUGAUACACAAAAACAAGCUCAAGCUACGCUGAACCAGUUCAAGGAAAACCCUGAUGCGUGGCUUCUGGUCGACAAGAUCCUUUCCGAUGCGCAGUAUCCACAGACCAAGUAUCUGGGUCUCCAAGUCCUCGACAAUGUCAUUAUGACCAGAUGGAAGGUGCUGCCCCGCGACCAAUGUCAAGGCAUCCGCAACUUCAUUGUCAACUUCAUUAUUCAGCUCUCCAACAAUGACGACACCCGCCGCGCCGAGCGCACCCUCCUCAACAAGCUCAAUCUCGUCCUCGUUUCGGUUUUGAAGCAGGAAUGGCCCCACAACUGGCCCACCUUUAUCAACGAAAUCAUAUCAUCAUGCCAUAGCAGCCUGGGAAUAUGUGAGAACAACAUGGUCAUUCUGCGCCUACUCUCUGAAGAGGUCUUUGACUACUCAGAGGAGCAGAUGACUUCGGCCAAACGACGAGAACUCAAGCAGAGCAUGUGCGACGAGUUUACCGCCAUCUACCAACUCUGCUCAGAGGUCCUGCGCACAGCCACCGAGGCCUCGCUCAUCAAGGCAACUUUGGAAACGCUACUGCGCUUCCUUAACUGGAUUCCUUUGGGAUAUAUCUUUGAGACGCCACCCAGCGGCCAAAGUCUGAUCGAGACGCUGCGAAGUCGCUUCCUCGAAGUGCCAGACUUCCGCAACAUUACGCUAAAAUGUCUCACCGAGAUCGCCGGUCUCCACACAGAGCCGGCCUACGACGACAAGCUUGUUUCCAUGUUCACCGAGACAUUAACAGCUAUUUCCAAGAUUAUUCCACUUUCGCUUGACUUGAAGAGCACAUACUCUUCUAGCAACAGCAGAGACCAGGAGUUCGUACUGAAUCUCGCUCUGUUCCUCACCAACUUUUUCACAAUGCACCUGAGUGUCAUUGAGAAUCUAAUGAACAGGGACUUCCUCACCCACGGGCACUUCUACCUCAUUCGUAUUAGUCAGAUUGACGAUCGUGAGGUCUUCAAGAUCUGCUUGGAGUACUGGACCAAACUUGUCUCGGAGCUGUAUGAUGAGAUGCAAGCACUCCCAAUCACCGACAUGAACCCCCUCCUGAAUAUGGGCAUCCCUGGAAAUGGAGCGCGUGAAUUGGCAAACUACCCCCUGAGGAAGAACAAGUACACGGAGAUUCUUUCCAACCUCCGAACGGUCAUGAUUGAAAAGAUGGUCAGGCCCGAGGAGGUUCUUAUCGUCGAGAACGACGAGGGCGAGAUUGUCCGUGAAUUCGUCAAGGAGAGCGACACGAUCCAGCUGUACAAAUCUACCAGGGAAUGUCUUGUCUUCCUUACCCAUUUGGACGUUAACGACACCGAGCAGAUCAUGUCAGAGAAGUUGGCUCGUCAAGUUGACGGUUCGGAAUGGUCAUGGGCCAACUGCAACACCCUCUGCUGGGCUAUUGGUUCUAUUUCCGGUGCCAUGAACGAGGAAACUGAAAAGCGUUUCUUGGUCACUGUUAUCAAGGAUCUCUUGGGAUUGACUGAAAUGAAGCGAGGAAAGGACAACAAAGCUGUCGUCGCCAGUAACAUCAUGUACAUUGUCGGCCAGUAUCCCCGAUUCCUCAAGGCUCACUGGAAAUUCCUUAAGACUGUGGUCAACAAGCUGUUCGAAUUCAUGCACGAGACCCACGAGGGUGUCCAGGACAUGGCUUGCGACACCUUCAUUAAGAUUGCAAACAAGUGCCGUAGACAUUUCGUCGCUCUCCAGCCUGGCGAGACGGAACCAUUCAUUGACGAGAUUGUUCGCAACCUGAGGAAGAUUACUGCAGACCUUUCGCCUCAACAGGUCCACACUUUCUACGAGGCCUGUGGUUACAUGAUCAGCGCACAAGGACAGAAGAGCAUGCAGGAGCGCCUUAUUGCCGACUUGAUGGCUCUGCCAAACUCGGCUUGGGAUAACAUCAUUGCCCAAGCUAACCAGAACCCUGCCUGCCUCCAGGAUUCCGAGGUCAUCAAGAUUGUUGGAAACAUCAUGAAGACUAACGUUGCAGCAUGCGGGUCUAUCGGAUCCUACUUUUACCCACAAAUUGGCCGGAUAUACUUCGACAUGCUGACAAUGUACCGUGCAAGCUCACAGCUCAUUGACGAAGCGGUUCAACGGGAGGGCAACAUUGCGACCAAGAUGCCCAAGGUGCGCGGGCUCCGCACAAUCAAGAAGGAAAUCCUUAAGCUCAUCAACACAUACGUCGAGAAAGCCGACGAUCUGGAGAUGAUUCACAACAACAUUGUGCCGAAGCUCUUGGAAGCCGUCUUGAUCGACUACAAGAACAACGUUCCGGACGCUCGUGAAGCAGAAGUGCUGAACGUAAUGACAACCAUCAUUAACAAACUACAUGGCAUGAUGGAGGACCAAAUCAUCAACAUCAUGGACAGCGUUUUCGAGUGCACAUUGGACAUGAUCAACAAAGACUUCUCAGAGUACCCCGAGCACCGCGUCGAGUUCUUCAAACUUCUGCGAACCAUUAACCUCCGCUGUUUCCCAGCCCUGUUGCGUCUGGAUGCACGAUCCUUCAAGUUUGUCAUCGACUCGUGCAUGUGGGCUAGUAAGCACGACAACCGCGAAGUUGAAAGUGCGGGUCUCUCCAUGUGCUUUGAGCUCAUUUCCAACAUGGCGGAAACCGACCAGCAGACUUGCAAUGCUUUCUUCCAAACGUUCUUCACUACCAUCCUCCAAGAUGUCUUCUUUGUUGUCACCGACAGCGACCACAAGGCUGGGUUCAAGUCACAGUCAAUGUUGUUGGCCAAGUUGUUCUGGCUUGUUGACUCGGACAAGCUGCAAGGCCCAAUCUACACAUCACCAGACAUGGCACCAGCAGGUACACCAAACCGAGAAUUCUUGCGAAAUUUCGUUGGCAACCUCCUGGCAACCGCCUUCCCCAACCUGCAGACUGCCCAAAUCGCAUCAUUCAUUGACGGAUUGUUUGCCACCAACUCGGACCUGAACCGGUUCAAGGUCAUCCUCCGAGACUUUUUGAUUUCUUUGAAGGAGUUCUCUGGGGACAAUACCGAACUCUAUGCCGAAGAACGCGAACAAGCGGCCAAGACGGCCAAGGAGCAGGAGCGCGAGCGUGCCAUGAAGGUCGGCGGUCUGCUGAAGCCCUCGGAAAUGGACGACGACGAAUUGUGACUUGACGUCGAAUUGGAAGCAAACGUGGCUACACGCACGCCCUACGACGCUCAAGGCGCUCCCGACGAGUCUGCAAGCGGUAAGCUCUCGAAUGACCUGGAUGGAUGGGACAUGUAUGGAUUGUGAGCGACUGUUGGGGUAAACUGUGGAGGACGCAAAAAGUGGCGGUGGUGAUGUUGGGUUGAAUGGAAAGCAUGCGAUUUGAUGCACCGUCAGAGUUUCGGGCAAGCAGGAAUGGGUUCGUUGUGGUCUAAUACCCUAUAGACCUUUCAUUUGUUCGUUUGAUGCAUGGACACAUGGCUGGCCUGGAGGUAGCGUGGCUUGGAUUACAGAUUAAAAAAAGGAGACAGGACGUUGCUGGUGGCGUGCAAGGCAACGUCGUCUCGAAAGCGAAGAAGAAACAUGGUUAAGUGCCACAAUGAUUUCCCCG
Messenger RNA from Bipolaris sorokiniana ND90Pr, 3994 nucleotides. RefSeq lists its product as uncharacterized. The transcript is spliced from 7 exons. Gene Ontology annotation, biological process: ribosomal small subunit export from nucleus; protein export from nucleus; ribosomal large subunit export from nucleus. Gene Ontology annotation, molecular function: small GTPase binding; nuclear export signal receptor activity. Gene Ontology annotation, cellular component: cytoplasm; nucleus. NCBI's taxonomy places the organism in Eukaryota, Fungi, Ascomycota, Dothideomycetes, Pleosporales, Pleosporaceae. Bases 355 to 3564 code for a protein of 1069 amino acids. The record is from RefSeq and is a predicted model, not a curated record.